This is a messenger RNA of Plasmodium relictum, 3324 nucleotides long. RefSeq names its product conserved Plasmodium protein, unknown function. Gene Ontology annotation, cellular component: NatC complex. The coding region runs from base 1 to 3324 and encodes 1107 amino acids. Gene Ontology annotation, biological process: N-terminal peptidyl-methionine acetylation. The record is from RefSeq and is a predicted model, not a curated record. NCBI's taxonomy places the organism in Eukaryota, Apicomplexa, Aconoidasida, Haemosporida, Plasmodiidae. The transcript is spliced from 2 exons.
AUGAAUGAGGAAAAGGAAUACGUAAACUUAUCUGAUUUUCUUUAUAUGAAUAUAAAAGGUAUAGAUGAAGAUGAAAUUAAAAUAAAAGAUUUUUCAUAUGAAAAAUAUGUCUGUGCCCUUGAAAUAGGAGAUAGUAAAUUAGAUUUCGGAAUAAAACCACAUAAAAGGAUAUCUAUAAAGGAAUGUGAAGAAAAAAAUUAUAUAAAUAAGGAACUAGAAUACAAUGAUAUAAUUGUUAUAAUGGAUCAUUUAUUACUACAACAAGUGAAAUUGCUUAAUGGUAACCAUCCAUUUUUAACAGUAUUAAGUUGUUAUUAUCUGCACAAUUCUAGUGUUAUCAAUUGCAGUGAUAGAUAUUUUUUUGAAAGAAUAUUUUUUAGAUGGUUAACUUCUUUUUCUUGUGAUAAAAUGUAUAUUGACAUUUUUAUAAAUGAUAAUAAAGAAUUUAUAAAGUAUAUGAAAGAUAAUAAUUUAUACAAGGAUGAAAUUUUUCAAAAAGAAUCAAUGUUUUCAAAUAAAAAUGAAUAUAAUAACUCAAUGUAUGAAGAAGCUUACUUAAAAAAAAAUAUUUUUUUUUUUUUUGAACUUUUUCUAAUUUUUUAUUCAUGUAAUUUAGAGAUAAUUGAUUAUAUUAUAACAAAAAGCAGUAUGAUACAUAGAGAAGAUUACAAAUGCGGAAUACUUAAGAUAACUGAUUCAUUAAUCCAUCGAUGUAGAACGAACAGAAAAUAUAUUUUAAAAAGUUUAUUCAUUAUAAAAAGAUGUUUCGUUAAAUUUCUUGCAAAAUUCAAAGAAAAAAAAAACAGAAAUAAAUUAAUAUAUUCCAUUUUUAAUAGAAUCAAAUUUAUUAUAUAUUUUACAUAUAUUUUAAAUAAGAUAACUUUCGAAUUUUGUGAUAGUGACAUUGAUAGUAUAAAAGAAAAUUGCAUACAACUAUUAAACUGUAUUCAAGAUAUAAAUAAAGAGUUAAACUGUAAAAUUGUAAAAUACGACAAAGAAAUCAUAAAAAAAUACUUUAAUAAAUAUCUAUUGAUGCAUAAAAUUGAUCAUGUAUCCAAACAUAUUACUAAAAUGAGUAUAGAUGAAUCUUAUUGCUUUUAUAAAAAUAUUAUGCUUGAUAUCAAGUAUAUUGGAGAAUAUUUUAAAUUUAUUAAUGUGAAAUCGAGUUUUUUUGAUGUUAAAAACAUUAUUCAUUAUAUAAAAUAUUAUUCUAAUAGUAAUAAUAUUUUAACAAAAUGCAUAUCAUUAAUGUGCUUAAAACAAAUAAUUAACAAAGAAAAAAAAAUAUUUUAUGAUAUGGAGAGAGAAUUAAUGUUAAAACAAGAAAUUGAUUCCGAAUGUUUUAUUAAUAAUAUACAAAAUACACCAGAAAAUAAUAAAGUUAUUUACAAUAAAUUGGUAGAUAGAAUUUAUAAUUAUAAUAAAGAAAAUAAUGAAAAAGAUGAUAAUGAGAUAAAUGAUGUUAGUAUUAAAAAUUUUGACAAAAUUGAAAAAAACAAUCAAAGUGAUAGUUAUGCAAAAGAAGGUUAUUAUUACUACUCUCUCUUUUUAAAUAUCUAUAAAAAAAAAGGAAAAAGUUUCUCUUAUCAUAGAAUUUUAAAUAGUAAUCUAUAUAAUAAUAUAAAAGAAAAUUUAUUUGUUAAUUUUUUUUUAUUUUUAUUUUUAAAUGAAUCAUAUAUAAUAAUGGAUGAAAUAGAUAAAGAUAAAACAAAUAUCUACGUAAAAAAUAUAAUUUUUAAUGAUUUGAGUUAUUUUGGUUUUUCAACUCACUUGCUUACCUUAUUUAUGAAUUUCGUUCAUUUUCCAGAAACUUUUUUUAUUACAUUAGAAUACAUAUUUAAAAUAGAUGUAGGAUUGAUUUAUUAUAAUACACAAGAAAAAAAAUAUUUUUUUAAAAAAAAAAUAUUUUCUACUAUAGAAAUUAGUAAACUUAGACGUAAAUUACACUUAAAUUUUCCAUAUCUGAUAAGUUACAUUCGAAAAGAAUCUUCAAUUGUAGAAUUAUACAACGAACUAGAAAAGUUUAUUGAUGAAUAUAUAUUUGAUCAUGACGAUGAGAGCAUUCUUUCUAAAAGUGAAAGUAGCAAUGAGGAUAAAAAUAAGAAGGAUAAAGAUAAUAAUAACGAUAAAGACGGUUACAGCAAUAAUAGUGAUACUAAUUGUAAUAAUGAUAAUAAUAAUAAUAUUUUUAGAAACGAUAGUAAAUAUAAUAAUUUAGUUGACGUCACAAAGAAAAGAAUGAAACUCCUAAUACUAUGUAAAAUUUUUAAUUUAUUUUUUCAAUAUCUUGAAAUUGUUAUAAAAAAAAUUAUAAAUUUUUCUUUUUUAUUGCCAUCAAGGGAACAUUCAAAAAUAAAUAAAUUAUAUACAGAAAUGCGUAUAUUAUAUAUUUUAAUGAAAAUUCUAAUAUAUAAUUUAAAAUUAUAUAAUAUGAAUAAUGAAAUAGAGAGCAUAAAGAAUUAUUAUAACUGUAUUUUGCAAACAGUAAUAAUUGACUAUAAUUGUUUAAGUUUAUUUAUAAACUUACCAUCAGAUCAGGAAUACUCUUUUACCUAUUAUGUAACAUCACUAUGCUAUAAAGAGUUAUCAGCUAUAUUAUUGAAAAAUACAAAAUUAAAUUAUACAGAAGAAUUCAGCAAAUAUAUUUAUUCCCUGUUCUAUUAUAUAUUAUAUCUCUAUUCAGAAUUUCUUAUGAUAUACUUUAUUUAUGUUUCAUACACAAAUAUAAAUUCACAACAAUUAGAGAAAGAUUCUUUUGAAAUGAAAUAUAAUGUAUGGAAUUACUGUCACGAUGAUUCCUCCAAAAUUGACUUUUAUAAUUAUCAGAUGAAUAAAUCAUUACUAAUUAAUUUUCUUAUCUCGAAAACUUUGAAAAUUAAUUAUUCUCAUAAUGAAUUUAAUAUAGGUGUUAAAAAAAAAAUAAAAAAUCUAAAUGAAAUAAAAGAAAAAUAUCUUAGUACUAAAAAUCUCAUUAAUAAGUAUUCCAACCUAAUAAAAAUUAAUAAUUCUAUAAAAUAUAAAUUUCUUAUAUUUGAAAAAUCAUAUUCUGAUUUAGAUAUAAAUGCUUAUUUUAGGGAAUGUAUAAAUGAAAUUACUAAAUAUAUAAAAAAAGUUACUAACUAUAAAUAUGAUAAGUUGACUUUUAUUAAUAUAUUUUUAAAGUCUUGUGAAUAUAAUCUAAAUAAAUCAUAUAAGAAUAUUCCUCCUCUUUGUAUUGAAAAUAAUUCUGUUUUUAUAAAUCCUGAUUAUGAAGUAGUAAAAAAUCAUUCAUUUUUUUUAAGCGUUAGAAAAAAAAAAAAAAAUAAAAUAAAUAAAAUAAAAUAA